This is a messenger RNA of Hyla sarda, 1445 nucleotides long. RefSeq names its product nucleoporin 43 (gene NUP43). The record is from RefSeq and is a predicted model, not a curated record. Gene Ontology annotation, molecular function: protein binding. The coding region runs from base 160 to 1281 and encodes 373 amino acids. The transcript is spliced from 9 exons. Gene Ontology annotation, cellular component: nuclear pore outer ring. Lineage: Eukaryota; Metazoa; Chordata; Amphibia; Anura; Hylidae.
CAACAGUCUGAUGUGGGCAGGAAGUGAUUCGCGCCUCUGGGUCCACGCCGGAGCCGUCAGUGAAGCCGCCUGAUAGGUCGCCCUGUGUGCGUUGAAGAGCGGGAGGUAGAAACAUCUGUCUUCACUUCCAGCCAGGCGCCUGAUAUACUGGGAAACAACAUGGAGAACAUGGUCGCUAAAUACGUGUCCCAGAAGAUCAGUAAAACGCGAUGGCGUCCGGUACCGGCCUCCUCUUUGCAGCAGCCGGAUUUGUUUGCGGCGGGCUCGUGGGAUAACGAGGAGAACAAGGUAUCCAUAUGGUCUACAGGAGACUUUGGCACAAUCAGUGUGGAGGAAGAUUACCUAGCUGACCUUAAAUUGUUGUGUGAUAUCCAACAUAAAGGAGAUGUGAUGGACCUGCAGUUUUUAGAUCAAGAGAGAAUUGUAACUGCAUCUUCAACUGGAAGAGUGACUAUCUUCCGUCACCAUCAAGGCAAUCAGACUUUGUCAGAAAAGCAGAAAUGGGAGUAUGCUCAUAGCCAUUUUGGUUCUGAAGGCGCAGGAGCUCCCUGCACUGGUAUCGUGUGCAACAAUCCCGAAAUAGUGUCUGUUGGCGAAGAUGGCCGUAUAAAUCUUUUCAGAGCUGACAGCAAAGAAACAGUGAGGAGAAUUGAUGAUGCAGAUAGUAGUACCAUCCAUGCUGUAAUUUUUCUUCGUACUACUGAAAUCUUAACAGUUAAUUCCAUUGGUCAGUUGAAGAUGUGGGACUUGAGGCAACAAGGAAAUGACCCUACUCAUAUAUUUUCUAUAGCCAAUGAACGUGUGCCAUUACACUGCUUAGACAGACAUCCAAGUCAGCAGCAUGUUGUAGCUACAGGUGGUCAGGAUGGUAUGCUUUGUAUCUGGGAUGUUAGACAGAGCCGGACACCAAUAUCUCUCCUCAAAGCUCAUGAUGCAGAGAUGUGGGAGGUCCAUUUUCACCCAUCAAAACCAGAUAAUUUAUUCACGUGUUCUGAGGAUGGAUCUUUGUGGCACUGGGAUGCUUCAACUGAAGUUAUGGACAGGCCUUCAUUUCUACUGGGAGGAAGAGGAAAUGUAAACCAGAGCACUCUGAGGCAGUCUUUCAACCAGUCAUUGAUGACCGCAUGGCUGAACAGUGAUCCCACAAAAGGACAGCUGGAAAUUACCAACCUUUUACCCAAUCCCACCCUCUCUGUGAACAGCUUGGAUGUUUUAGGAGAAUAUCUGGUCUGUGGAACUGAUGCAGAAUCUCUCUAUGUUCUCAAGCGACCACUUGCCUAAGCUACAAAAAUACUGAACUGACAGAAAAACUAAACCAUUUAUAAGGAAAGCUUGGCCACUGUACAUAGUUGAACAUACUUCAAUGUUAAAAUUCAUAUUACUAUAAUACUUUAUUAUAAUUCUGUGUUACUACUGACUUAUUGUUUAAAAAAAAAAAAAUCUGA